GCCGAACGAGAAGUUGGGAUAUCGCCAGUCUUUUAAUAAAGCCAGUGCAGCGUGUAUUGAAAUAUCCACUAUUAUUGCAACAAAUUUUAUCCCUUACAAAACCUUCACAUCCAGAUUAUGAGUAUCUUAAAUUUUCUUUUUCAGAAAUUACAAAAGUUGCAGAACGUAUUAAUGAAAUAAAGAGGCGCAAAGAUAUAGUUGAAAAAAUUGUGGGCAGUAAAAAAAAGUCAGAUGCAGAUAUAAAGCAUGCUACUGGUAUUGCAAAACCUACUGAAGAUGAACUCUAUAAAGCUUAUAUGACCAAAUUUAAAACUUUAGAGCAAACAGGGAUCCAAUUAUCUAAAGCUGUGAAAAGUUGGGUAAAGCAUGUUAAAAAUCAGCAACGCUUUGCAGCUGCAAUCGAGGACUUUUAUAUAUUUGGAGUUGCUUCUAAUAAAAAUUCGGAUGAUUGCAUAAGAAUUGUAGAAUAUGUAAAAGCCAUCAGAAGUUUGUCAAUAUCAUGUGGGAAAGAAAUGGUAACGUUCCCGCAGUUAGGUUUAAGAGAAAAUAAUAGUAGCCUAAAA
Molecule: messenger RNA, 563 nt
Organism: Racocetra persica
Lineage: Eukaryota; Fungi; Glomeromycota; Glomeromycetes; Diversisporales; Gigasporaceae
Source: the annotation of a GenBank genome assembly